AAGCUUCAAUCGCCCGACCUUUCAUCAAGUCUUGCAACUGCUAUUAACCUUUCAUACCUAAAAAAUGCAGCGGAUAAAUAUAAAGGUGAUUGGGAAGAUAAAUAUAAUAAAGCCCGUGACUAUCUUUCUAAACAAAUUGGUGAUGCUGAUGCUGAAAAAGAAUUAUUGGAUUGUGCUGAUGAAUAUGUAAUUGAUAAAACUACAUCUAGAGUAAUUGAGGAAAAUAAACGAGAAAUAAUUGAUCAAAAUAAAGAUGAAAUACCGAAAGAACAUCCGAUAACUAAAGCUAAAAACUUUAUCGGUGGUCUUUAUGAUGGAGCUGUUAAACUUGGAGAAAAAAUUGAGAGUAUCCUUCCAUUUAAUAAAGAUAAACAUGAUGACCAUGAAAAAGCGGAAGCACUUAUAAUCGUUGAGGAAUCAGCCUCUCCCGAAAAAUGUGAAGAAAUCGUCUCUGACCAAAAAGAAGAUGGUUGUAUUGAAUUAAGCGAUACA
Messenger RNA from Cetraspora pellucida, 492 nucleotides. Lineage: Eukaryota; Fungi; Glomeromycota; Glomeromycetes; Diversisporales; Gigasporaceae. The record is from the annotation of a GenBank genome assembly.